GGUAUAUAUUUACUGGUUGGCAGUAAUUGUCUUGCAUCAUUAGUUGAUGGUCAAAUACAAAAGAAGCCUCCAGUAUGGAAGACGCCACAGUCAUGGCCACUCAAUAAGGGUAUCGGCAUUACCAAGUUCUCAGGAAGUGACGUCCAGCUUAACUGUUCAACAUACGGGUAUCCUAAACCCAAAACAACGUGGUUUAAGGACGGGGAUAUGUUUCAUGAAAAAUUACGACAUAAGACAAAAGCUAGAAAUGGUUACUUGAGACUCAAGGUUCUCCAGAAAUCAGACACUGGAAACUAUACAUGCUUGGUCCAAAAUUCAGAAGGCAGUCUUAACUUUACCUUCCGUUUAAAUGUUGUAGAAAUAUCCCUUCUCGUACUGGUGGAUAAUCCGAGGAGAGUUACAGUGCUGGAGGGAGACAGGGUGGUCCUCCGUUGUAUGGCUUUGGGUGACUCUGAUGCCAAUAUACACUGGGAAAAGAUGGACGAUAGCAUUGUUGAUCCUGAAACACACAGUAGAGAUUUCCUUCCGUGCAAUGACCCAGAAAUUGUGUUUGAGAAAGUACAAGUCAGUGACGCAGGGAAAUAUACCUGUACCAUAGAGUAUUCUACUACGUAUUCUAUCGAAGUAAAGUCUGCUGUUUUCUUGUUGACAGUAAAUAAAGACAGAAUUGUCACAAAAACCAAACCAGCAGUAUCGAUGAUAACUCCAAAACCUAUUUUUACAGAUCCCAAGAUGAAUGGAUUAGAUGAUGAAGAAUUUUUCGGCAGUGGAGUUGAUGAGAACUAUGAUGAUGGAAUUCUUAGACCGAGAGUAAUUAAUACUCUAUCCAACUUUAACUACAGUGAAGAGAAGGACCAAUUUCUACUAAACAACAACAACAGUAUCCAGGACUCCCCAGCAGGAAAACCGCCCCAUACAGAUGAGGAAGGACUUAUGAAAGCAAGAACAAUUGACGUCAUCUUGGGUGUGGUGGCGGGCGUUGCACUCUUGGUGGGAUUGGUGGCUAUAGUGGCGAUACUUUAUCGAUAUCGUUUGAGGAGCUUAACAGUUACAGAAUAACCUUUGGAAGAUGGGAAAUUUCUAAUUUCUUUUCCAAGAAAACUUUAAAAGCAGUUUUUUGGGGCCUGAUGUAGUGCACGUCAAUUUUAACAACAUCGUUUCAAUUUUUAUCAGCAUAUUCAGUACUAAAAAUAUCUGUUUCAACAAGGCCAACCAAAAUAGUAUCAUGUUAUAAUAAUGUUAAAAGAAAUUGAAACUUGAUGUAAUAAUCUAAUGUUGUUAGGUCAUUUGAGUUCUCUGGUGAAAUUGCAAUCUGUUUGUGUGCAUUGUCUUGUGACGUGUGUUGUUCGUUAAAACUUGAACAUGUUCAGCUUGUUCUCUUGAACCGCCCUGACAAUUUCAAUGGAGAUUUUGGUAUAUUGCAUGUAUGGGCAAAUAAAAAACAAAUAUUCUAAA
This is a messenger RNA of Saccostrea echinata, 1455 nucleotides long. Its product is annotated as fibroblast growth factor receptor 4-like. The record is from RefSeq and is a predicted model, not a curated record. NCBI's taxonomy places the organism in Eukaryota, Metazoa, Mollusca, Bivalvia, Ostreida, Ostreidae. The transcript has 7 exons. The coding region runs from base 208 to 1059 and encodes 283 amino acids.